UCCCUGCCUAACCUCCACACACCUGCACCAAUGAACGUCCCUCCCACCUCUGCAUUUUCUUGGGCAAGAGGAGGGGGAAGUGCGGCUCUGGUUGGGUCCCGGCCUUGUCAGUCACCGCUGCUGGUUUCCGGGUUUAGAAGCAUCGUAGGAGCAUGAGGCGGGUCACCCUGUUCGUCAAUGGCACCCCCAAGAAUGGGAAGGUGGUGGCUGUUUAUGGAACAUUAUCAGAUUUGCUGUCUGUUGCUAGCAAUAAGCUUGGAAUAAAAGCAACCAGCGUGUACAAUGGGAAGGGUGGACUCAUUGAUGAUAUUUCUUUGAUUAGGGAUGAUGAUGUUUUGUUUGUUUGUGAAGGGGAACCAUUCAUUGAUCCUCAGACCGAUGUAAAACUUCACGAAGAACUAACAGGGUCGCACACAGAUUGGUUAACACUAAAUGUUGGAGGCCGUUACUUUACAACUACACGGAGUACUUUAGUUAAUAAAGAGCCUGACAGUAUGCUGGCCCGUAUGUUUAAAGGUAAAGAUGUCUGGGGAAAUAAGCAGGAUCACAGGGGAGCAUUCCUAAUCGAUCGCAGUCCAGAAUACUUCGAACCAAUUCUAAACUAUUUGCGUCAUGGACAGCUCAUUGUAAACGAUGGCGUUAAUUUGCGAGGUGUCUUGGAGGAAGCCAGAUUUUUUGGCAUUGAUUCAUUGAUUGAACAUCUGGAAGUAGCUAUAAAGAAUUCUCAGCCAGCAGAGGAUCAUUCUCCUAUAUCCCGGAAGGAAUUUGUCCGAUUUCUGCUGGCAACCCCAACUAAGUCGGAACUGCGCUGUCAGGGUCUAAAUUUCAGUGGUGCAGAUCUCUCUCGGUUAGAUCUUCGAUACAUCAACUUCAAGAUGGCUAACUUAAGCGGCUGCAACCUUGCCCAUGCCAACCUUUGCUGUGCAAAUCUUGAACGGGCUGACCUCUCUGGAUCAGUGCUUGAUUGUGCAAACCUCCAAGGUGUAAAGAUGCUCUGUUCCAAUGCAGAAGGGGCAUCACUGAAAGGAUGUAAUUUUGAGGAUCCCUCAGGCCUUAAAGCUAACCUGGAAGGUGCUAACCUGAAAGGUGUUGACAUGGAAGGAAGUCAGAUGACAGGAAUUAAUCUAAGAGUUGCAACUUUGAAAAAUGCAAAGCUAAAAAACUGUAACCUCAGAGGAGCAACUCUGGCAGGAACUGACUUAGAAAAUUGUGACUUAUCAGGCUGUGAUCUACAGGAAGCUAACUUGAGAGGCUCUAACGUAAAAGGAGCUAUCUUUGAAGAGAUGCUGACACCUUUACACAUGUCUCAGAGUGUCAGAUAGGGUCUGGGACAGUUGACUGGAAUAAUACAUGCUGAAGAGGAAGAAAUGAAAACACUUAUUAUGACUGUCUUUCUCCACCCACUCCUUUUAUAAUCUAGACAUACCAUUUAUUAGACAAUUUAUAUCCAUAGUGCCUAAGGAAACACCUCUGAUCACUUUUUUAUGAAUGUCGUUGGGGAAGUGGGCUGGUUUUAGAACCAGGAAUGUUUGGUUUUCAAAUAGGAUUGUUUUAGCAUCACCUCAUUUGGAAUGCAUUUUUAGGAUUUUAAUUUAAAAAGCACAAUAUAUGCAAUUAUAUUUAUUACAUUUAUAGCUGCAAUAUAAAUAUAUGAAAUGUUAAACAUAUACAGUAGCAGAAAUGGUCAGGUUUACAAUUAGUAUUAGCAUAUCUACAGGUUUUUUUAUUUAUGCACAGUGUAUUAAAGGAUAAAUGUGUUUGGGACUGGGUUCCCAAUAUAUCUUUUCAGGUACUUUCUUUUUUUGGGGAAAACAAAACACCAUUUCACUAAAUUAUCACAGGUAAUAUUACCCUGUAGUAGCUUGAAUGCAAGUAUGCAGAGGCUCGGCCAACUUCUGAAAUAUACAUUGUAAGCAUCCUUGCCUCUAUAUCUUCACUAAAAAAAUGCACAGCAGAGCAUUGUUAUAAUUAUAACUUUAAAUAAGCAUGUUCCAAGACACAAACUACUUAUUUAGCUGAUUCAACAUUAGUGGAAAGUGCUGAUAAGUGAAAUUCUCUCUAGCUUAUGUGUGUCCCUUUCAGCACCAAGCAUAAGUGCAUGUGUUUGGGGAAGUGGGUUGUUUUUUUUUUGGUUGGUUUGUUUUUAAACAGGAAGUUAAGUGUGGAUCAGGAAAAGAAAGAUAGAGUUGACUCCUCCAGAAAGGUAAACAGAGGGGCUGUGUCUAGCCUGGCCACUUUUUCCGGAAAAACUUGCCAGCUGUUUACACUGGCCGCUUGAAUUUUCGCAAAAGCAAUGACGAUCUCACGUAAGAUUGUCAGUGCUUUU
Pelodiscus sinensis (Chinese soft-shelled turtle) is the source of this 2326-nucleotide messenger RNA. It is a transcript of the gene KCTD9, whose product is annotated as potassium channel tetramerization domain containing 9. Gene Ontology annotation, biological process: protein homooligomerization; intracellular signal transduction. NCBI's taxonomy places the organism in Eukaryota, Metazoa, Chordata, Testudines, Trionychidae. The record is from RefSeq and is a predicted model, not a curated record. Gene Ontology annotation, molecular function: protein binding.